UCACAUAAACCAACGUGUGCAACACGGGUCGUAUGUUGAUGGACCUUGGUCCCCCAUGGGAGACACGAAAACACUAGAACCUUUCCGCUCGACUGCUCUUUUAUUGGAAACUGCUCAUUUGGUGGCAUCAGAUGCUCUCUUUAUCGGCAGGCUUGGUGAUUGUCGUCGUGUGUUUAUGCCUGGUCGCGAGGGUCUUGAAUCUUGCUGAUAUUCCGCAAAUGCCGGAGACUUUCGACUCGGGUAGUCCGUUUGUGGAAGCGGUCAAAGCAUCAUGCCCUUUCCUUAGAGAGAAGUAUAUCCCCCCUAUCUGGGGCAGGAGCGGCCAUAUGCAGACAAUGUUUGCUGGUAAAAUUGGCCGGCUAAACCCACCCGUGCUGGAGGGAAAGCAUCACAUUGUGAAGAUGACAGAUGGUGCUACUUUGACAUUUGAUGUUUACCACCCACAGUCGACAAGCAGAGAAGAGUUACUUAACACCAUUAUCAUAGUUCCUGGGAUUGCCAACUGCAGUGAUACCAAAUAUGUGCGCACAUUUGCGGGUUACGCCUUGAAGCAUGGUUUCCGUGUGGCAGUUCUUGACCACCUUGGUGCAAGAGAACACAUAGCGUUAACCUCUCCCAGAAUCUUCACAUAUGGUAGUACUGGAGAGCUUGCAGAGAUGGUUGGGCAAGUGUUGGCCAACUACAACUGCCAUAACCUUAUAGGUGUUGGGUUUUCCAUGGGAGCGAAUGUGUUGUUGAAAUACCUGGGCGAGGAACCAGAAAGACAGAAAAACUUUACAUGUGCUCUAUCUGUGUGUCAAGGCUAUGAUAUAGUCAGUGCUUAUCCCUUGCUCUCGGAUGGUUGUAGGCGCAUCUAUAAUUUUCUCAUGGCUCAAAACAUGAAGCAUUUGAUACUGCGUAACAAGGACAUUCUAUUUGGAGACCCUGACAUUAGUGCACAGCAAUCAGGGGUGUAUGGAGCAACAACGCUACAGGAGAUUGACGAAGCAUUCUGUCGACGUAUGGCCUGCUUUGAUGAUCUGAUUGAAUUCUAUCAACACAACAGUAGCAGUAACUACCUGCACAAUGUCAAGUUACCACUGCUUCUUCUAAAUGCGAGGGAUGACCCUAUUGUCCCAGAGCAGUUAUAUGUUUCCCCCAAGAAACAUGUCCAUGAGAACCCCAAUGCAAUGUUCGUGGUCACAGAGCAUGGUGGUCACCUAGGUUACUACGAGGGCGGGUUAAUAGGCAUCUCAGACCUGACUUGGCUUGAUCGCUCACUCCUUCAGUAUAUCCUAGCUGUGCUGUCAAUCACGAGUAUCAAUGCAUCCAAGACUUCCUAUUGCUGAUCCUCAUCUCCAUAGCGAUAGAAAUAGGUAUUAAAAGCCAAUCCCAGGCCUUCUAAUCGGGUCUUCUAUGCUGAACUUUUAGGCAGCCUGAGGCCUGGGGAUUGUUUCUUGUGACGAUGGAUGGAUUUUUAUUUCAAGAUGGAUUGAAUCUCAAAGCAAUUCAAGCCGAUUUAUUCCCCUACUUUAUUCCCCUAUUUUAUUGGAGCACUACUAUUUUACACAAGUCAGGUACAGACUCUUUAAAUUGGUGUAAGUUGCUACGCAGUUGCACAGGCUCUCACUGCGCAAGUUGUUUGAAUGUAUUUCCCUUCAGCUUUCGAACUUGAUCUUUACAUAGUACUGAGUUUUACGGAGAUCACCGCGAAAAUAUAUAUUUAUUAUUUUGCUUGUAAUGAUGUGGAAUAUUUAUUUUCCAUUCUGUGCCCCGCUAACUCGAACUCAGAUAACUAGAACUCCCUAAUAACUCGAACUCGGAUAACUUGAACUCCCCGCUAACUGGCUUGUCAUCUCCCUUGACAGCUCAAGUUAGCAGCGUUCCAAUUAUUUAUAAAAAUUAUUAUAAAUGCGGAAAAAGUAAAACUGAAGACGAACUGAAUCCAUAAUCCUUGUAACUUUUUUUUAGCAUUUAAGGCUUAUGAAAAUAAUAUCAGUUGAUUUUCGCGUGGCAAUCUUGAGAAUGGUUCGUUUAUCUUUAAACAUCUCGUUUCAUCCUAGCUCUUUUCUCCCCAUUUUCUAUGUUCGCGUAUUAAUGUGUGUGUUUGCUUUAGUAAUAUUCCACUAAUUCAAACAUAUGGUUAAACUAUACUUAAUCACAACUUAGGUGUAAUAUAUUUUUUGUGUUUGAGUUGAUAAAGAAUGUAUUUUUGCUAAAUAGGCCAGAUAACUAUGUAAUUUUGAAUUAAAAGAAACUAAAAUUUUG
This is a messenger RNA of Nematostella vectensis (starlet sea anemone), 2247 nucleotides long. RefSeq names its product monoacylglycerol lipase ABHD2. The coding region runs from base 132 to 1328 and encodes 398 amino acids. Gene Ontology annotation, biological process: medium-chain fatty acid catabolic process; medium-chain fatty acid biosynthetic process; acylglycerol catabolic process. Gene Ontology annotation, molecular function: acetylesterase activity; monoacylglycerol lipase activity. Gene Ontology annotation, cellular component: sperm plasma membrane; sperm flagellum. The record is from RefSeq and is a predicted model, not a curated record. Lineage: Eukaryota; Metazoa; Cnidaria; Anthozoa; Actiniaria; Edwardsiidae. The transcript is spliced from 8 exons.